AUGCCAAGAUCCAUGUCAAACCCUCCGAAAUGCUUGGCUGAAAGAUUAAAUCAGGACCGCCUCCUGAUUUCCUUGCUGAACCUCCCAGCAGCUCGGCUGGCGCCUGCCGAAAAGUGUGAUAUGAAAAGUGACAGAACAGAAUCACAGCUCCCGUGUUUGUCGGGGGCAGAUGUUGCAACACCCUGCGCGCCGAUCCCUUCUUGUUUUUCAUUUCCAGGCUGCUCAAGGCUUUGGCGAGCGUUCAUUCUUGGCCUUCCUCAAGCUGUCCGUGGCAGUACCGUGACAGAGCUGAGAGCCUCCCUUGGUUUCUGA
Messenger RNA from Effrenium voratum, 312 nucleotides. The record is from the annotation of a GenBank genome assembly. NCBI's taxonomy places the organism in Eukaryota, Dinophyceae, Suessiales, Symbiodiniaceae.